CCUGCGCGUACGGUUCUCUGAGUAUUCUUGACUUUGAAUGGAUAGACGAUCCGUGCUCCAUCUCGAAGGUGUUAAUAGCAAUUGAGCUCCUUACCCAAAACUGCUCAACCGAGCAACGCGCUGCGGCAAUCAUAUCGAAUCUAAUUCAUCUCAACCGCCUCAGCAAAGUCCUAUACUAAUGAGCUGCCCCUGGUCGCAUUGAUUUGGAAGUAGCAGCGGAAUUCUCUAGCAUUCCAUUAUGCGUCUCCACUUAACAAUCCAGCGUCACGGCUUGCCCGUGACGCGCAUUCUUUGGACGACGUCUCCUCACUCUCUAUUCGGUCCCAAUGCGUCGAAUGGCUCGCCCAUGAUUCCCGCUGCUGCGUCUGCAAUUACUUCGACGCGUUUACCUAAUGCGCUAUACUCAAAUGGUGGAUACACGUUUGCACAGCUACUGGAAGAUGUGAACGAGGUGAUUCCGUUGGAGACGGAAUCGGUCCAGUUUGACGAAGAGUGCAGUGGACAGUGGGGUCUUGAAGAUUAUGUGGUCGAAGUGGGUGGCUCAGAGUGCCUACAUUUUAUGGAGGUGGACGGCCUAUUGCGCGACGGCGAUGAGGUCCUAAUCCGUGCGCUGCAGAUUGAAGAUCUUCGGGCCAGGCGGCUUUCCGGUCGCCAUCAGAUCUCCGGAGAUGGCAAACACCUCAUCGAUGGCGUUCCCUUCGGAAAGCCUUUCCUGAAAAGACCUACUUCGUCCAGGCCUGCAAUCACGAUUCCACCUAGAAAAAAACGACGGACUACAAUCGCAGGGUGGGAUUACGGGGUACGCUACGAUGAUGAUGCGGAUUGGGAACCACCCAAGCGGCUUCUUUCCAACGUGGAAGUCGAUGCACUCAGGAACAGUGGUAAUUCCGAAGGGGAAAAGGCGGAAGGGCAUGGAACUACGUUUCAGGAUGACUUCCAGGAUUAUCAUGAACCUGAGGAUGAUGAUGAUGGAACAGUCAUCCGCCACCCCGUGGACCAGGAAUCAGAGAGUGAUUCUGACAUGUCUGAUACCCGAGAGGGCGAACUUGAGGAGGAGUUGAAGGCUCUCGCAGAGGAUUCAGAAGCCCCUCCCAUCACCAAACCUGAAGACCAGGUCAAGCAACAGACUGAGUCUGCGCCCCGUGCUCUCCGCUCCGGGCCUAGGACGCCCUCGACAACACCGAAAAGAGAUGCACCUAAGGUUAUUCAAAGUACCUCAACCCCGGCUGACUCACGGACGGAUGCUAAGGUGGUUCAAUUUGAGGACGAGAAGCCAGCCUUGAAGCCCGAAAGCAUACUUGUGAGCAAGGCGAAGUCACCUUCCGUGAGUUCGGCUGGCUCUGUCGCAGACGACAGCGACAGCAGCUCACUCUCGACCGACUCUAGUGGUGUGAGUGACUCCAGCUCGGAUCAAGACUCGUCUUCGGAAUCAGGUCAUUCGCUAUCGGACUCAGAUGACUCAGAUGAUUCAAAUGAGUCUGAUGAUUCCGAUGAUUCCGAUGAUUCCGAUGAUUCAGAUGAUUCAGAUGAUUCAGAUGAUGAGUCUACUUCGGAGUCUGAUGAUUCAAGCGCAUCAGAAUCGGAAGACGAGGAUAUUUCCGACUCAGACACUAGCGUUGAGGCCCCCAUCAAAAAUGCUCCGCCCGGAGCAGGAUCGUUGCGGACCAAAAAGAGUAAUCAACGUAACAAGAUGCGUCGCCGACUGGCAAAGCUCAAAGAACUUGGUGCUUUACCCGCGCAAGCUGAUUUCGCGGCCCUGCGGGAAUGGGAGGACGUGCAUGGGUGCGAGUAUUAUAUCCCCGAAACCAAGCCUGAGCCCAAAUCCGAAACCAAAUCCGGAGCCAAAGCUGAAGUCAACUCUAAAACCCGAGGCGACAAGAAGGAGCAAGAACGCGCAGAAUUCGAAGCAAGACGCCAGAAACUGCUCCAGGAUCUGGCAGCUGGCGGCGUCGACGUGUCAGUCACUCCGGAGACGGAGAAUGUGCCGCCCCAUGAUGAGAACAAGCGGAAUACACGUUCUGCAAGGGACGUCUCUGUGAAUGGUAACACAGACAGCGAUUCGUCUAAGAGGCGUACUUUGGAUGUUGCUAGCUCUCGGCGAAUGCUGUUUGGCUCUCUUGGAGUGAGAGCUCCGCGCAACAAGGAAGACGAAGAUGCGACGCGGAGGAAGCUUGCUGCAAACAUCACCCAUAUUCCAUCUCGCAAGUCCGUAAGCCAAGACGCAGAGACUGGGCAUGAAAGUGACGUGGAGCAUAACUGGGAGGAAAGGUUGACCAUCAGAGCUACCGAAUGUAUCUACGACGAUAUUGAGCUGACGGCGCCACCUUUCCCAUUUGAGCAGCGCUGGGAUCACGAUGCCAGCAACAUUAUCAGGCAACGCAAAGGCCGGGGCAAGAAGAGGAAGCGGCGCCAACAGCUUCAAGUCUACGACGCGGGGGAGGAAGAUUAUGGCAAUUGGGAGGAUAGUUACUUUGACGGAGAUGACCAGCUCAAUUAUGAUGACACGGAGCAGCUUAAUGGGGAGCACCAAGCAGAAUAUGAGGCUGAGGAGCCAGCUGAGGAUCUGCCUGUCCUGCCCGCUAAUCACCUCACCCUUCCAGAUCUCUCCGAGGAUCACCUACAGCGGGCGUCUGUAAUUGCUUUCAAGCAAUUGGACCUCUCUAAAGCCACAAACUGGCAGCCCACCGUGUCUGAGUAUCGGGUGGCUGAGAUACACGAUGUUUACGAGGACAAUAUUCUCAAGAUCAGGCUCGCCAAGCGUGACAGAAGACAAAUCGCCGAUGUCGACCCGGAUGAGGUGGGAAACGAUAAACCAUAUUACACCGGAUUUGAAAUGCCUGGUCUCGAAGAUGAUGCGGCGGAGGACGAUGGCUUCCGCGAGCUUUCCUUUGCCGACUUCAUUGAACCCAAGCUUCUCCGAGCUGCGCCCGCUGCAGGAACUGGGGAUGCUGAGAAACCCAGCAUCUCCCACGCAGCAGAGGAGUCCACCACGCCGAAGAUCACGACUCCGGCUCGAAUUGAGGCCACGGCCGCGCGCGAUGGCGACGAAGAUGGUCAGCGACCAGCCCCCGCUGCGGGAGAUAAGCCGGCUGACUCGGGACCUAAUAAGCCUAUCCUCCAGGAGAUCGUAAACUCCUCGAAGAGUCUUGCAGGCGAUUCCAGCCCCGUUCUGUCCCCCCAGUUUCAUGGAUUCCAGUCCCCACCCCCAACCGGUUGCGCGAAAAAGGCCUCGGGCUCGGCAUCCAACCUCAUCGCCGACGCCGAACCAAUCCCCGAUGGCGGUGCUGACCGUCAACCCGACGUGCUUCUGCCUCCUGACAAGAACUCUCCCAAUACUCUGGACUCCCCGCAGCGCCCUGACGGCGUCAACCUCGGUCACGCUGCAGAUGCGUCUAAUGACGAUCUCCAGAUGAUCAGUAGCCCGCUCAGUGUGUUGUCCUUCAAUCAGCUGAUGAACCGGUAUUUCCCAGCCAAGCGGGAGAGGAGUGAUACUCCACCUUCCAACCAGCAAGCCCAGGGAGAAGAGACCCGCCCGUCCUCACGUUCGUCGAUCAGUAGCAUGGUUCCGAACCCGUUUUUUGAGAUUGACAGAGCUCGAGAAGAAGGUCAGCAGGAGCUCUCGUCGCAGCCAUCGGAAGGCAUUGGGGUUACUGCGGGUGAUACCACACUAGAUCUCCAAUCUUUGAUGGGAUCGUCUUCCACGCCACCGUCAGGCCAACGAUCCGUGCAGAAGAAUUCGAAGUGGAAGGGCACGGAGGACUCUUCCCUGAUUAGUGUUAUUCCCGAGAGCAUGAUUCCACCGGUGGUGCCUCAACCCAACUCCCCAGGAACCCCAGGAUCUGAGCCCAUUGUGGUGGAUUUGACACAGUCCAGUCCCCCGGUGUCGCCCGGGGGCAGUGACAGGGACUUCGGCCGAUCGCAGCGGCUGCCGCAAGGACCUGGGUGGGUGCAGAAACACGUACCUCCCACGCAACGCCGUACCCGACAGUCGCUGGCCAGGCUGCGGGGGAAGUCGCGGGAGGGAUUAGGCUUGGAGUCGAAUCCAUCGCGUUGA
Aspergillus aculeatinus CBS 121060 is the source of this 4054-nucleotide messenger RNA. RefSeq lists its product as uncharacterized. The transcript has 3 exons. Bases 239 to 4054 code for a protein of 1271 amino acids. The record is from RefSeq and is a predicted model, not a curated record. NCBI's taxonomy places the organism in Eukaryota, Fungi, Ascomycota, Eurotiomycetes, Eurotiales, Aspergillaceae.